UAAUCUGCUUCAAGUUUGCAGAUUAUUAUGAGUAUGAGCCAACAAGUAUCUCUAUUCGAACAAUAUUCUGAUAAACUAACUGAAGCUGAACAAGGGAACCUAGGCAACUCUUUAUUUGCCAUUGUAUCUGGAAGCAACGACAUUCCCUCCUUUAUCUCCUAUUUCUUUAAGCAACGCAAAAAUCGCGAUGAGUUCGCCGAUCUGCUGCUCUCCAAAUUGACUGAACACAUAACAAGGCUUUACAAUCAUGGGGCAAGGAAAUUCAUUGUUUUCGACAUUCCACCUCUGGGAUGUAGUCCCUUUUUCAGACACGUCGCAAAACUUUUACCACCGCUUUCAGAUGAUAAAGGAUGUUUGGAGUUUCUCAACUUCGUAGUUGAGCCAUAUAGCAUAGCUUUCAGGACAUCUCUGACUGAGCUUGCUGAAAAACUGGAUGAAGCGACCAUUAUCCAAGUUAAUGAUCAUGAUCUUGUGAUGAACUUUAUCGAGAAUGGUGAAGCCUAUGGAUUUAUCAAUACUACAUGGGCAUGUUGUGGAUCGGGAGACUUUCAUACAUAUCCCGGCUGUGGAAAAACUAAUCCGCCGGAUUUGUACUGCAGCGAUCCAAACUCGUAUAUGUUCUGGGAUGGAGGUCGUGGCACUGAAAAGCUUUAUAGCUUGAUUUCAGAGCAGAUUUGGAGUGGAAACACUUCUUUUGUGUAUCCAUUCAAUCUCUCUACACUCCUCUCAGCAGAAACUUGUCUGAAUACUAAUGAUGCGUCGACCCUGUCGGAGAUGUAGUUUUUUAGUUUCGUUUCUGUGACUUGCAGAAUUCACAGCUAUGUGCUAAAUAUUUACGACUAAGUUCACACAACUAUACUAGUGUGAAAAACUUGUUUUAUUAUUAAGUAUUACUAGUAAUGACUUGUUAAGUUCUUGCCUAUAAUGUGGGAGACACUGUUUUUUUUUGUCUAAUCAUUUUUAGAACUAGUUUACAUUGGUACCUACAUGA
Messenger RNA from Cryptomeria japonica (Japanese cedar), 991 nucleotides. RefSeq names its product GDSL esterase/lipase At2g23540. Gene Ontology annotation, molecular function: hydrolase activity, acting on ester bonds. The coding region runs from base 28 to 780 and encodes 250 amino acids. Lineage: Eukaryota; Viridiplantae; Streptophyta; Pinopsida; Cupressales; Cupressaceae. The transcript has 3 exons. The record is from RefSeq and is a predicted model, not a curated record.